GUCUCGGGGAAGGGGCGCAGGUAGCCGCCAUCUUGAGUUGCGAACCUAGUCGCUACGCUCAACGCUAGGGGCGGAGUGGCGACCCCUUCGUUACCUGCAGCGGACUUCGCAACCGGGGCCUGAGAAGUUAGGACCGCAGGUAGUGCUACAUUAAUGGAUGCCAUGGCUAGUCCAGGGAAAGAUAACUAUAGAAUGAAAAGUUAUAAGAACAAAGCCCUAAACCCCCAAGAGAUGCGUAGACGAAGAGAAGAAGAAGGAAUACAGCUUCGAAAACAGAAAAGAGAAGAACAGCUGUUCAAACGCAGAAAUGUCUCUUUGCCCAGAAAUGAUGAAUCUAUGCUAGAAAGUCCAAUCCAGGAUCCAGAUAUCAGUUCCACUGUACCCAUUCCAGAGGAAGAAGUUAUCACCACAGAUAUGGUUCAGAUGAUUUUUUCUAAUAAUGCUGAUCAACAGCUAACAGCAACACAAAAAUUUAGAAAGCUGCUUUCUAAAGAACCUAAUCCACCAAUUGAUCAGGUUAUACAAAAACCAGGAGUUGUACAGAGAUUUGUAAAAUUUCUUGAAAGAAAUGAAAAUUGUACUUUACAAUUUGAAGCUGCAUGGGCAUUAACUAAUAUAGCAUCUGGAACUUUUCUGCAUACCAAGGUAGUGAUUGAAACCGGGGCUGUUCCAAUUUUUAUCAAACUUCUUAAUUCAGAGCAUGAAGAUGUGCAAGAGCAGGCUGUUUGGGCACUUGGUAAUAUUGCUGGUGACAAUGCAGAAUGCAGAGAUUUUGUUCUGAACUGUGAAAUACUUCCACCUCUUUUAGAGUUAUUAACAAAUUCAAACAGACUUACAACAACCAGAAAUGCUGUAUGGGCCCUCUCAAAUUUAUGUAGAGGGAAAAAUCCUCCUCCAAACUUUAGUAAGGUUUCACCUUGCUUAAAUGUCUUGUCACGAUUAUUGUUUAGCAGUGACCCAGAUGUAUUAGCAGAUGUGUGCUGGGCCCUUUCUUAUCUCUCUGAUGGACCCAAUGAUAAAAUUCAAGCAGUCAUUGAUUCUGGAGUCUGUCGAAGAUUGGUGGAACUUUUGAUGCACAAUGAUUAUAAAGUUGUAUCACCUGCAUUAAGAGCAGUUGGUAAUAUUGUGACUGGUGAUGAUAUUCAAACACAGGUAAUUUUGAAUUGCUCUGCGUUACCAUGUCUCUUACACUUGUUGAGUAGCCCAAAGGAAUCAAUCAGAAAAGAAGCAUGCUGGACUGUUUCUAACAUCACUGCUGGAAAUAGAGCUCAGAUUCAGGCUGUUAUAGAUGCAAAUAUUUUUCCUGUUUUGAUUGAGAUUCUUCAGAAAGCAGAGUUUCGCACCAGAAAAGAAGCAGCUUGGGCUAUAACUAAUGCAACAUCAGGAGGCACUCCAGAACAAAUAAGGUAUUUGGUAGCCUUAGGUUGCAUUAAACCACUUUGUGACCUAUUGACUGUUAUGGACUCUAAAAUAGUCCAAGUGGCUUUAAAUGGACUUGAAAAUAUUCUGCGUCUUGGAGAACAAGAAUCCAAGCAAAAUGGAAUAGGCAUUAAUCCAUACUGUGCUCUCAUUGAAGAAGCAUAUGGUCUGGAUAAAAUUGAAUUUCUGCAAAGCCAUGAAAAUCAGGAAAUUUACCAAAAGGCUUUUGAUCUGAUUGAACAUUACUUUGGUGUAGAAGAAGAUGACCCCAGCAUUGUACCUCAGGUGGAUGAAAAUCAGCAACAGUUCGUGUUUCAGCAGCAAGAAGCACCAAUGGAAGGGUUUCAACUUUAAUUUGGUGAGGGGAAAAUAAAUGGCUAAAUAGGGUAGUUUCAGAUAUCUCUUCUUUGUUACAAUGUCAGUAGGAAUGUUUGGUGUGUUUUUACUUAGAACAGAAAAGAAAAAAGUUGAUGCACUUUUAAAAAGCAAAACAAAAGUUUCCAUUCAGAUGCAAUCUUUUGUUAUAGUUUUGUUUUUAUUUUGGUAUACCUGUUUUUGUGUUUCAAUUGUUUUAUCUAUUUUUUGUAUCUACUUGUGAACAAUUAAAUACAUAUAAAAUUAUUUAAUAACUUAAGCUUGAAAAGGAGAACUUUGGCAGAGUAUUACAUAAUGGUUCUGAAUUUUUUCUAGCAUCUUGGAAACUGUGCAUUAGCAGUACAGCUACUGAUAGUUGCAUUUUGGCAGUAAGUCUGACAUGCCCAAUCUACUAAAUCUACCUCUAUCUUGAAGCAAAAACAAAGAAGCUUCAGAAGCAUGAAAUAGUGUAAAAGCUAAAUUAGAAUGUGAAAAUAUCUAUUACCUUAAAUUAUAAAUCACUGUGCUGUAGGUUAUACUUUGCAAAAAAAAAAACACAACAGAAAACCUGUAAAAUUUAUUUAUAAAACAUAGAAGUAUUGUACUGAUAAUCAAUUAAAAUGUGGCAAUUGUGAAGAGAAAAGCUGUUCUUCAUGUUGAACACAUUGAAAUGAUUACACAUUUAAAUAUUUGUUUUUAACAUACAAAUGCUAUUAAUAUUAUUAUAUUUUGUAUUUUGACCA
This is a messenger RNA of Hyaena hyaena (striped hyena), 2516 nucleotides long. It is a transcript of the gene KPNA5, whose product is annotated as karyopherin subunit alpha 5. NCBI's taxonomy places the organism in Eukaryota, Metazoa, Chordata, Mammalia, Carnivora, Hyaenidae. Gene Ontology annotation, molecular function: protein binding; nuclear import signal receptor activity. The record is from RefSeq and is a predicted model, not a curated record. The transcript is spliced from 14 exons. The coding region runs from base 154 to 1773 and encodes 539 amino acids. Gene Ontology annotation, cellular component: nucleus; nucleoplasm; cytoplasm. Gene Ontology annotation, biological process: NLS-bearing protein import into nucleus.